CUGUGGCGGAAAGAUCAAAAUUAUCCUUUAAUUUAAAUACUCGACGAAAAAUUAAUAUACAAAGAUGUUUAUCAUCUUGUGAAGAAUUUGAUUCUAUGCAAAGUAUUAUCGUAGUAAAUACCUGGACUGAUAAAAUCGAUUAUGAAUUUACCACCGAUUCUAAGGCUUUUGCUUUAGGUGAUAGAAUACCUAUACAUAUGACCUUAAUACCUUUAGAAAAAAAUUUAUCGAUCGUUCGAUUUAAUUGUAAAUUAAUGGAAUAUAUUACUUAUCAAAUUGGAACUCAAGUUAAAGAAGAAAAUCGAAUGAUUCGUCAAUAUCAUGACAUGAAAAUUGAUUUCAAUCAAAUUUGGGAUAAAACUUUUGAAAUUAUUUUACCUGAUACAAUUUCUUUAUGUCGUUAUGAUUCUCAAAGCAAAAUUAUCAAAAUACAACAUAAAUUGAAAUUUAGUGUCAUAUUUAAUAAUAGUGGUAAUGAGAAAGAUAAGAAUAAUUUAGAAAUAAAAGCCGACCUGCCAAUUAUAAUCACUCCAGUUUCUUCUAAUAGUGAUCAUUCUUUUCUUGAAAUUAUUAAUCCAAAAUCAUUAUUUGAUGAAUCAAAAUUGAAUUCUUUACCUUCUUAUCGAAGCAUAGCUUCUUCUAUACCUGCUCCUCUUGCGGAUUCAUCAUUGCCCCCUAUUUAUAGUGACCAAGUUUCAUGA
Messenger RNA from Diversispora eburnea, 701 nucleotides. The record is from the annotation of a GenBank genome assembly. Lineage: Eukaryota; Fungi; Glomeromycota; Glomeromycetes; Diversisporales; Diversisporaceae.